Symsagittifera roscoffensis is the source of this 1809-nucleotide messenger RNA. RefSeq lists its product as uncharacterized. The coding region runs from base 30 to 1706 and encodes 558 amino acids. Gene Ontology annotation, biological process: regulation of transcription by RNA polymerase II. Lineage: Eukaryota; Metazoa; Xenacoelomorpha; Acoela; Convolutidae. Gene Ontology annotation, cellular component: nucleus. The record is from RefSeq and is a predicted model, not a curated record. The transcript has 6 exons. Gene Ontology annotation, molecular function: RNA polymerase II cis-regulatory region sequence-specific DNA binding; protein dimerization activity; DNA-binding transcription factor activity, RNA polymerase II-specific.
AUGACUCGCUUUUUGCGGACUCCGAUUGCAUGGAAGAUGGUGGCAAUGCAACUGCGACACCAGAAGUGGACGAUGACGAAGAUACCCUGGACCGCAUUAACCCAACAAUUGACUUAUCACAGUACCCCCAGUUCCAGCUGAUCGAAAUUGGUGACGGUUCAGGCCAGAUUAUAUCUAGCCCUAAUUUCAAUAACAGCUCGAACUCGACAAUUCCGUUUUCCACCUCUUGUCCGGAGAACCUGGCAAGAAAUCGAACUGAGUUGGCUGAAAUCAGUCCGGGUCCAGUAGCAGAAAAAGAUAAAGACCGGAUUAAGAAAGACAAUCAUAACAAAGUUGAGAGACGUCGCAGAUAUCACAUCAACGAUCGCAUCCAGGAAUUAGGAUUGCUAUUGCCCCGAAAAGAAAUGACUAGUGUUGGUGGUAGGGAGAUGAAGAUCAACAAGGGCAACAUCUUGAAGAGUGCCUGUGAGUACGUUCGGGAAGCUAGACAGCUAGAGGAGGAGUACAAGUUGAUGGGAUCCAAACUCCAAGACUUCGACAAGGUCGCACAGUGCCUCCUCAGCCGAAUCAAUGAACUGGAGUGUAAUUGUAAAAGAGCAGGAGUCUCCUAUCCAAAGCCCUCUUCAGACCAGGAAAUAUCAAUGCAAGCGGUCGCCUCCGGACGGCUCUUUGGAGGCUUGUCAGUCAUCAACAACGGACAGCUUCUUAACUCCCUUUCUAAUAACCAACCUCAAACUGCCAGCAGCACACCUCCGUUGCCCAUUUCCCCACGUUCGAACUCGUCAAAUGCGUUCGAAAAAUCAGCUUCUCAGGGGCCUUAUUUGAGUCCCCUGGUAGCCGCGAAAAGUCCAUCGAUGUCAAGGAUCCCGACGGUAACAGGUCCCCGAGGCACUACAGAUCAAGCAGCUUCAGAUACUAAUUCUGAACUUGUCAACUUGCUGAGCACCCAAACUAGCAAUGGGCCAUCCCUAUUACCCUCCUACUUUCACCCUCAGUCUUCGUCCCAGUCCACCCAUUGUUUCAACCAAUCAGAUCACAAGUUGAGAAAUGUUCCAUCUAUCGUCAUGACCCCAUCAAGACAACACUCUUCGCAUGUGCCGGUAAGAGCAGUAGUUCCUCAGAACAUGCGAAUAUCAACAGGAAGUCACUCUGUUAGAAUAUCAGGAAAUCAUUCGAAUGUAAAAUCAGAGCCGCUGACACCGGCUCCAGCUACGAGCGAGUUCUGUCAAGGUCAAGAAAGGCAGCAUUCAGAAGCAGGGAAGUCUUCGGUAUCUCCGGAAAACUCAAGAAACCAGCAACGUGCUCCGUUCAAACAUUCCACUGGUCGGGCAAUGACAAAAUCUUGCCCUGAUCAGCUACCUUCGUCCCUAGCGGAUGUCAAACCAACUAACUUAGGAGGUUCGAAUUGUCUUAGCGAAGAGUUGUCAGCGGAGGAAAUAAAUUUGUGCAACGUAGUGAUGGAUCUGGACUUCUCUCCAGAUGUUCCAAGCGCACCUUUGGCCUUCGACCCAAAUGAGAUAGUUCAAACUGCAAGUAACAAUGGAUCGCAAAGUUUCAUGGACCUGCAUGAGGGCAGAAAUUACAGGAAUAAUUGCUUGCCAGAUGUGUCCCAGAAUUCGCUCGGAUGCAAUCCAAAUGUACCUAUCAGUAGUGCCAUGGACGACCAGCAAUUUGAUUUCGACAUGUCAAUGGCCGCAAACUAUUAGAAAAAUAGAGGGUAAUAUUUGUCCAAGUAGUGGAAUUAAUGUAUGCUCAAGUUCAAAAAUCAAAAGCAUCCAACAAAAAUAAUCGAAAUUUUUGCGAGCUUGC